Molecule: messenger RNA, 27728 nt
Organism: Engraulis encrasicolus (European anchovy)
Lineage: Eukaryota; Metazoa; Chordata; Actinopteri; Clupeiformes; Engraulidae
Gene: col6a3
Product: collagen, type VI, alpha 3
Exons: 76
Coding region: 342-26924 (8860 amino acids)
Molecular function (GO): protein binding; serine-type endopeptidase inhibitor activity
Source: RefSeq, a predicted model, not a curated record
UGUGAGACAGCGCCACAGCUCCACUGGUGAGCUAACAGGAGGGUGUCUCAGAAGUCAGCAGUCGCAGUUCGCCUCCCGUGCGAGUGUGUGUGUGCGCGUCUGCCUCUGUCUGUGUCCCACCGACUCCUGUGAGCGCCCAGCACAGCUAUCGGCCCUAUCUCUCCGGCGCGACUCCCUUUUCCAGGACCAGUGAACAGGGGGGAAAUACCAGAAGGAUAAUGACCCAGCGGUUGCACAGUUGUAGGAGUACCGAUAUCUAAACUUGAAGACUGUGGAAUAAGUACAAUCCAUCCAACACUCAGGGUGCGUAGUUUGGUGGUGGUGUAUUGGUAGGCCUAAAGAUGAGGAAGCGGCAGGUGUUGCCGCCGUGUGCCCUCCUGUGGGUGCUGCUGGUGUGCUCUGGCCCACUGCCCCACACCUCCGCCCAGGAUGCAGCCCAAGAGUCCGCCGACCUAGUGCUCUUAAUUGACGGAUCAGAGAACGUUGGAGCCGACAACUUCCCGCGCGUCCGCGAUUUGGCCCUGAAACUGAUCGCGGGGCUCAAUGUGGGCAGGGACGCCGUGCGGGUGGCCCUGGUGCUAUACGGCGCAGACCCCGAGAUUAAGUUCUAUCUCACUAGCCACGAGAGCAAAGCUUCCAUCCAGACGGCCAUACAGGGCCUGACCUUCACCGGGGGCGAUGAGGCCAACUUGGGCGCCGCCCUGGACGAGGUUGUGGAGAGCCUGCUGGUGCCCGAGGCGGGCAGCAGGACAGAUGAGGGCGUGCCGCAGGUGCUCGUUGUGAUCAGUGCAGGGCAGUCCACCGACGAUGUUAGUUCAGGGGAGCUGGCCCUGAAGGAGGCCAAUAUCUAUACGUUUGGCGUGGCGGUGGGUGAGGCGGCCAGGAGCUCUGUGGAGGCCUUGGCGUCUGACCCCAGCUUUGUGGUAAAUUCCCCCGAUCUCACGGCCGUGGAUAGCACGGCUGAGCAACUGGUUCCAUACCUUAAUGGUGUGGCUCAGCGACAAAUUGUCUUACACACUUCUGUCACUGAAGCCUUCUCGGUUGGAAACAGGGACAUCAUUUUCGUCCUGGAUAGCACCAUGGGCAACACGGUUCUGAAUGGCGUGCGUGAGUUUAUCAGGAAGUUUGUCAACAACAUGCCGAUCGCGCCUGACCAGGUACAAAUCGGUGUGGCGCAGUUCGCGACAGCCCCCACGUUGGUGUUCGACCUGAACACGCACGCCUUUAAGGAGUCGAUGGCCGAUGACCUGUCCAAGAUCAAGCCCAGGCCUGCCUCGCAACCCGUCAACAUAGGCGCCGCCCUGGAGUUUGUCAGGAACAACAUGCUGAGGCCGGAGAGGGGAAGCCGUCUCCGAGAUGGAGUGCCCUCACUUGUGCUGCUGCUAACGAGUAAGAAGUCGACCGACAGCGUGGACCAGGCUGCUGAGGGCCUGCAGCGCCUGGGGGUGCUCACCUUGGCGGCGGGAACAAAGAACGCAGAUGAGGCGGAGCUCAAGAAGAUCGCGUUUGACCCCAGUCUGGUCUACAUGAUGAAGGAUUUCCGCCAGCUGCUGCGCCAACCGCAAAUGGUUGUGUCACCGCUGACGACCUUGUCAGGGGUUGUCAUCACCGAGACGCCAACAGAGCCAGUGGUGGAGAUAACAACGGUACAGACCCAAAAGGUGGUUAGAGACAUCAUCUUUCUGGUAGAUGGGUCCGACUAUGUGGGCAGAAACAUGCCCUAUGUCAAGAGCUUCAUCACUGGUGUCGUUAAUCGCCUGGAUGUGAGACCUGACCGUGCACAAAUUGGGCUGAUGCAGUACAGUGACAGAACACAGACGGAAUUCCAUCUCAACACCUACCAGACAAAGCAAGAGGUUCUCGAUGCCAUUGAACGGUUCCAACCGAUGGGAGGUAACACUUUGUACACUGGCGCUGCACUUGGGGAUGCCCUCGCAAAUAACUUCCAGCCCUCUGUCGGGUCUCGUAAGAGAUCAGGAGUCCAGCAGGUGCUGGUUUUAGUCACCGGGGGUCCUUCCCAAGAUGAGGAGAGAAAAGUGGCAGACAGGCUGGCUGUGGCUGGAAUUUUGACCUUUGCGGUGGGCGCAGGCCAGGUGGAAAGGAGGUUCCUUACCAACAUUGCAUUUGUGCCACAGCUGGCUUACUAUGAGGACCGCUUUGACAGCCUGCCAGGUGUUGUUGAGCAGAUAUUUACACCCUUGAUCACAGUGGUCGGAGACACCGAUACUGUAACACCACCCCCACCACCACCUGGAGGACAGAGGGAUGUGGCAUUCUUGAUUGACGGCACAGACGCUGUCAGAGCAGAUUUCCCCUACAUCCGUGACUUCAUCAGAAAGGUCAUAGAGCCUCUCGACAUUGGCGCUGACAAAGUUCGAAUCUCAGUCGUGCAACACAGUGAGAAUCCCUCUCCAAGCUUCUUUUUGAACACCCAUAACACCAAAGACGAGGUGCUCAGAGCUGUCAGCGGGCUCAGGUUGGCCGGGGGGCGCAGCUUGAACACAGGAGUUGCUCUGAAGUUCAUGAAAGAUACCAUCCUUUCGCCCGCCCAUGGCAGCAGAGCAGGCGAUAACGUGCCACAGUUCUUGAUCGUGCUCACUGGCGGGAGGUCACGCGACAAUGUGAGGGAACCAGCGGGAGAUCUGAAGACAACAGGAGUGGUGCCAUUUGGUGUCGGCGUGAAGGAUGCGGACCCAAAGCAGAUCGAAGAAAUCUCCCACAAUCCAUCCUUUGCUUUCAAAGUGCAGGAGUUCAGUGAGCUCGACACCGUCCAGGGGAAGCUCAACCAGAUUGUGAGCCUUCCCCAAGAAGAGCUGGUGGUUGUUCUGCAACAAGUUCAAACCUCAGUGCAAACCUCAGAUGUAAAGAGAGAUGUUGUAUUCCUGCUGGAUGGUUCUGAUGGCACAAGAGAUGGAUUCAGAGAUCUAGUUCUCUUCGUUCAAAGACUAGUGGAGACUCUGAAUGUGAAUGAAAAUGCUGACAGAGUGUCGGUGGUCCAGUUCAGUGGAGACCAAGAAACACAUUUCUACCUGAAUACGCAUUCUAACAAAGAUGAUGUACUAAAUGCCAUAAGAAAUCUCAAACACAAAGGGGGACAAAGAAGUAACAUUGGAUCAGCUCUCACCUUUGUGAGACACAGCAUAUUCACAGCCUCUUCUGGAAGCAGAAGGCUGAAAGGGGUCCCUCAGAUUUUGGUUCUGAUAAGUAGCUCACCGUCUAGGGAUGGUGUUGAGGGCCCUGCAGAGGCACUGAAAGAUCUUGAAGUACUGCCAAUAAGUAUUGCUGUGGGCAGAGCAAACGAAAAUGAGCUGGAAAUGGUUGCACUCACACCAAAUAUGGUGCACAAGAUCUCUGAGUAUUCUUUACUACCAUUAAUUGAACCGGAGGUCGUUGCUCAACUCAAAACCAUUUCAAAAACCUCAAUGGAGGCUACUGGAGAGUUGCCUGAGACAAUAGUUAUAUCCGACGAUUUCAAAAGGGAUAUCAUUUUUCUCCUUGAUGGCUCUGAUGACUCACGAAGUGGAUUACCAGCCAUGCGAGAAUUCAUUAGAAGAAUGACUGAAAAGCUUGACAUCGAUGAGGAUAACACUCGUGUAGCUGUGGUGCAGUACAGUGACGACGCUUUGCCACAUUUUCUACUUAAUACGUACACAACUAAAAGGGAAGUUAUCUACGCUGUGAGAAGUCUUCGGCCAAAGGGAGGGAAACAACUUAAUACCGGUGCUGCACUACAGUACAUUCAGGACCAUGUCCUUGUGCCAUCUUCAGGAAGUAGACGUCACCUUGGUGUUCCUCAAGUGCUCAUCGUUUUGACGGGUGGAGUAUCCAGGGACGAUGUUUUAGGCCCAGCUGCUGACCUUAGAAGAAUGAAAGUUCUCACAUUUGCCAUUGGACUGAAGAACGCAGCGGUGUCCGAACUACAAAAAAUCGCCUAUUCUUCUCGGUUUCUUUUCAACUUGCCCUCCUUUGGAGAACUUUUAUCCAUUCAAACGGACAUCCUAUCCUUUGUUCAGUCCAAAAUGGAGAUUGAGCCCCCUACCAUAGUUGUGGAAUUAGAUGCAGCACAAAGAGACAUUGUUUUUCUGCUGGAUGGAUCUGAUGACACAAGGGAUGGAUUCCCUGCAAUCCGACAGUUUGUGGAAAAUAUGGUGGCAAAACUCAGUGUGGACCAGAAUCACGACCAGUUGUCUGUGGUCCAGUACAGCACAGACCCGGUGGUUAAUUUCCAUUUAAACACUUACACAUCCAAAAGAGAUGUUAUCAGUGCUAUCAGGAACUUACAGCACAAAGGGGGAAGUCCACAAAACAUGGGGGUAGCCCUUGACUAUGUCAGGCAGAAUGUGUUUACCCCCUCUGCUGGAAGCAGACGUCUUGAAGGCGUUCCCCAAAUUCUCAUUGUUUUGACGGCCGGAAGGUCAAGGGACGAUGUUAGGCGUGCAGCUUUGGGCCUGAAAGAGGAGAUGAUCUUAUCGUUCACAAUUGGAACACAGAACGCCGAUAUAAUUCAACUGCAAACAGUAGCUCACAUCCCCAGCUAUACGAUUUCCAUACAAGGCUUUGGAGAACUUCCAACAAUUCAACACAAACUCAUGUCAUUUGUAAAACACGUACCCCGAUCGCCAAGAUUGCAAUCUCCACCUGUUGUAGAGGAUGUUGGGCAAAGAGAUAUUGUGUUCUUGAUCGAUGCCUCAGAUGCCUCCGAACAGUUUCCAAUGUUGAGGGACUUUGCACUGAGAGUGGUGGAGAAACUGGAAUUUGGACCAAAUAAAUGUCAGGCUGCAGUUGUCCAAUACAGUAACCAGGCAGCAGCUUCCUUUUUACUGAAUACGCAUGCCAAAAAGGACGACAUUGUUAACAAUCUAAGACAACUGACACAGAGAGGUGGAAGCCCUGCAAACAUUGGGGCGGCUCUUCAGUAUGUGAAGAACCAAGUAUUUGCUGAACAGUUUGGCAGCAGGCGUCUUGAGGGUGUUCCUCAGUUGUUGGUGAUCUUGAGUGAUGGGAGUUCUAGUGAUGAUGUCACUGGCCCUGCUAACUCCCUGAAAGCCAUGGGAGUAGUACCAGUGAGUAUUGGCACAGCAGGCGCAGACACACUUCAGCUGCAAAAGAUAUCGUAUGACCCAAACUACUACUUAAUGAUGAAUGACAUCAGUGACAUGCCACCUGUACAAGAGCAGCUCUUGUCUUUGGUGAGGCACACUGCUCCUCAAAUGAGGCCAACUGUGGCACCAUCUUCGUUUGAAUCUUCCCAAAAAGACAUAGUGUUUCUUCUUGAUGGGUCUGAGGACACUAGGACUGGUUUUGAGUGGAUCCGUGGCCUUGUUCAAAAGAUAAUCGAAAGCCUCAACAUAGACGAAAAUGGUGACAGAGUUGCUCUUGUUCAGUACAGUCGGGACGCAAGAGCCAAUUUCUACUUAAACUCCUACUUCUCAAAAAGUGACAUAAUCAGUGCAAUCCAGUCUCUGAGGCACAAACGAGGAAGGCCACUUAAUACUGGAGCUGCUCUACAGUUUUUGAAAGAUAAUGUCUUCAUCCCUGCCGCUGGAAGUAGAGGCUUGGAGGGUAUACAACAGAUACUUUACAUAUUUAGUGGUGGGCGGUCUAACGAUGAUGUACGAGCAAGCUCGCAGGCUUUAAGAGACAGCAACAUCAAAACAAUCGCUGUCGGGACACGAAAUGCAGAUACUCUUGAAUUGCAAACAGUGGCUUACACACCUGCCCAUGCAUUUUCCGUGUCUGACUUCAGCAGAAUUGAAAAUAUGCAUGGGAAAUUAACAUCCACAGUGUCAUACACACCAGAACUUGCGGAACCCACACACACCAUUUUGGAAACAACCACAGGUAUGAAAAGAGACAUAGUGUUUCUAAUCGAUGGCUCAGAUGACGUGAGAAAUAAAUUCUCUGGCAUUAGAGCAUUUGUUGGCAGUCUUGUGGAGAGGUUUGAAGUCGACCAAAAUAAGGAUCAAGUUGCCGUCGUUCAAUUUAGCAAUGAACCAGCAAUCGAAUUUCCCCUGAUCGCCCAUAGAUCAACAGAAAGUGCCGUAAACGCAGUGCUCAACAUGAGACCAAAGGGGGGAAGGCCCCACUAUACUGGAAAAGCCCUUCAGUUUGUGAAAGACAAUGUUUUUACACCAAGUGGAGGGAGUCGUCUCCUGGAAGGUGUCCCUCAGAUACUUGUAGUGCUCUCUGGCAGUAGGUCUAGAGAUUCCCCUCAUGGGCCCGCAAGGGCAUUGAAACGAAUGGGAGUGAGGACCUUUGCAAUAGGCUCACAGCCCAGUGAUCGGGCAGAGAUGCAAGUCAUUUCCUCACAGUCCGAUGAUGCUCUCAUAUCACCUGGCUUCUCUGACUUCAAAAGUGCUCGACAGAUUUUAAUGAGUACAAUUUUUACCAAGGAGGGUGAAACAAUUGAAGUUGGUGGCUUUCAACAUGAUGUGACAAAAAGGGAUGUAAUCUUUCUUGUGGAUAGCUCAGACUACACAAGAAGUGGAUUUCAAGCUAUCCGAGAUUUCAUAAUCAAUAUUGUGGCAAAGCUUGACGUGGGCAGCACUGGAGACAGAGUAUCAGUGGUUCAGUUUACAACCUUUGCUGUGCCAAAGUUCUAUCUCAACUCUUUCUUUAAAAAGGAAGAUAUUUUGAAUGCCAUUAGAGGACUUACACAUACAGGGGGCAGUGUCCUAAACACUGGACGAGCCUUGCAAUUUGUGAAAGACAACAUAAUAAACACCCAUUCUGGAAGCAGGUACGUGGACAAUGUGCCACAAAUAUUAGUUCUGUUGACGGGUGGAAAAUCAAAAGACAGUGUUGAAGGACCAUCAAUGGCUCUAAAGAACAGCGGGGUUCAGACAUUUGUCAUCGGAACAGGAAGCUCAGAUAGAGGAGAAAUAGAAAAGAUUGCUGCCAGACCUAAUCAUGCGCUGUUAUUGGGAGAUCCAUCUGGCCUCUCAAACAUUCAAGAGCAGCUGCUGUCAGCAAUGGGUGACUUGGAAACUGAGACCAAACCAUUGUCACCAACCAUGACUGUUGAAAGAGAAAUGCCUGGUAAAGACGUGGUGUUCAUGUUGGAUGGUUCUGACGGAACAAGGAGUGUGUUCCCAGCAGUGCUUGACUUUGUUCAAAGAGUGGUGGAGAAACUAAAUGUGGGUGAGAGCAAAGAUCGUGUUGCUGUGGUCCAGUACAGCAGAGAGCCAGUGGCUCAUUUCUACCUGAAUACCCACUCAAGGAAAGAAGACGUUCUUGAGAACAUAAGAAAUCUGAGACAUAAAGGAGGAAGGCCUCUCAACACUGGAGCAGCCCUCCAAUAUGUGAGGGAGAACGUGUUCACACCCUCUUCUGGCUCUAGACGCUUGGAGGGUGUACCACAAAUGCUGAUCCUGCUCAGCGGUGGGAGGUCUUUUGACAAUGUUGAUGCUCCAGCCGCGGCUCUAAAGGAGCUGGGUGUACAGAUCCUCCCAAUUGGAAACAGGAACUCUGACAGCAGGGAACUGCAGAGGAUUUCGAAUAAGCCCAGUGCCACAUUGUCUGUAUCAGAGUUCAGUGACCUUCCAAGUGUUCAAGAGCAACUUUUGUCCAUGGUGAGCACUGGGGUAAGAGAGGCCACUCAUGUAAAACCGUCAUUAACAGACAAGGGCGAGGCUGCCAGGAGAGAUGUCGUGCUCCUUCUUGAUGGUUCAGACGGAACUAGGAAUGGAUUCCCUGCCAUGCGUGACUUUGUUCAGAGGGUGGUGGAGAAACUCCAUGUGGAUGAAGGCAGAGACCGCAUUGCUGUGGUCCAGUACAGCCGAGAGCCAGAGGCUCAAUUCUACCUGAACACCUACACCACAAAGGAUGAGGUUCUGCAAAAUGUCCGUAGUCUGAGGCACAAAGGAGGCAGGCCCCUCAACACAGGGUCUGCCCUCCAGUAUGUCAAAGACCGUGUGCUCACUGAGUCCUCUGGCAGUAGACAACUGAAAGGUGUCCCUCAGAUACUAAUUUUACUGAGUGGUGGAAAGUCAUAUGACAGUGUGGAUGCACCUGCUUCUGCUCUAAGAGACCUUGGGGUAAAAAUGUACACCAUUGGCACCAGAUAUUCAGACAAUAGAGAAUUGCAGAGGAUUUCAGAUGAGCCUGGCAAUGCCCUCACUGUUUCGGACUUCAGUGACCUUCCCAGUAUUCAGGAGAAGCUUCUUGAUUCAGUAGACUCUCAUGUUGUCCAUGCCAGUCCAACCACACCACCCAUCAUAGUUGACAGAACAACUCCCAGAAAAGACGUGGUGUUCAUGUUGGAUGGCUCUGAUGGAACAAGGAGUGUGUUCCCAGCAGUGCUUGACUUUGUUCAAAGAGUGGUGGAGAAACUAAAUGUGGGUGAGAGCAAAGAUCGUGUUGCUGUGAUCCAGUACAGCAGAGAGCCAGAGGCAGAAUUUUAUCUGAACGCUCACUCAAGGAAAGAGGAUGUUCUUGAGAACGUUAGGAAUCUGAGACAUAAAGGAGGAAGGCCUCUCAACACUGGAGCAGCCCUCCAAUAUGUGAGGGAGAACGUGUUCACACCCUCUUCUGGCUCUAGACGCUUGGAGGGUGUACCACAAAUGCUGAUCCUGCUCAGCGGUGGGAGGUCUUUUGACAAUGUUGAUGCUCCAGCCGCGGCUCUAAAGGAGCUGGGUGUACAGAUCCUCCCAAUUGGAAACAGGAACUCUGACAGCAGGGAACUGCAGAGGAUUUCAAAUGACCCAAGUACUGCAUUGUCAGUGUCUGAGUUCACUGAUCUUCCAAGUAUUCCAGAGGAACUUUUAUUUGUGGUGGGAAAUGUUGUAGUACAGCCUACUCCUGUUAUCCCAAGAGGCACAGCUGAGGGCCGCACUGCUAGGAGAGACGUGGUGCUCCUACUUGACGGUUCAGACGGAACUAGGAGUGGAUUCCCCGCCAUGCGCGACUUUGUUCAGAGGGUGGUGGAGAAACUUGGUUUGGAUGAAGGCAGAGACCGCGUUGCCGUGGUCCAGUACAGCCGAGAGCCAGAGGCUCAGUUCUAUCUGAACACCUACACCACAAAGGACGAGGUUCUGCAAAACGUCCGCGGUCUGAGGCACAAAGGAGGCAGACCCCUCAACACCGGGUCCGCCCUCCAGUAUGUCAAGGACCGUGUGUUCACCGAGUCCUCAGGCAGUAGACGCUUGGAGGGUGUCCCUCAGAUACUGAUUUUGCUGAGUGGUGGAAGGUCGUAUGACAGCGUGGAUGCCCCAGCCUCUGCGCUGAGGGAGCAGGGAGUCAAAAUUUAUACCAUUGGCACCAGAAAUUCAGACGCCAGGGAACUGCAGAGGAUCGCAGAUGAGCCUGCCAACGCGGCCUCUGUGUCUGACUUUAGUGAUCUCCCCAGUGUUCAGGAAACCAUUGUCGAUUCCAUAGAAACCGUUGUUGUCCAGGUCACACCUACCACGCCAACCGUCAUAGUUGACCAUGCCGCUCCUAAAAAGGAUGUUGUGAUCCUGCUGGAUGGCUCCGAUUACACUAGGAAUGCAUUCCCAGCUAUGAAGGACUUUGUUCAGAGGGUAGUGGAGAAGCUAAAUGUGAUGGAGGACAGAGAUCGUGUGUCUGUGGUCCAAUACAGCAGAGAGCCAGAGGCCCACUUCUAUCUGAAUACAUACACAGGAAAGGAGGAAACUCUUGAUGCUGUAAGAGCUCUGAGGCACAAAGGAGGCAGGCCGCUAAACACCGGGGCCGCUCUCCAGUACGUGAAAGACAGUGCCUUCACUCCUUCCUCUGGCAGCAGACGGCAAGAGGGCGUCCCUCAAAUUCUAAUUCUGCUGAGCGGAGCUAAGUCUAGCGAUAACGUUGACACACCAGCCAGCUCUCUGAAAGAGAGCGGUGUCUUGGUCUUUGCUAUUGGCACCAGAAAUUCCAGCCGAGACACUGAGAGGAUCUCAUCCUCUCCCGAAUAUACCCAGACUGUCUCUGACUUCUCGCAGCUGCCAAAUGUACAAGAGAAUGUCCUUGCCUCUGUUAACUCUGCUGUCUUGGAGGUAACAAAGAUAUCACCAACAGUUACGGCAGAGGGCCGCGCUGCCAGGAGAGACGUGGUGCUCCUACUUGACGGUUCAGACGGAACUAGGAGUGGAUUCCCCGCCAUGCGCGACUUUGUUCAGAGGGUGGUGGAGAAACUUGGUUUGGAUGAAGGCAGAGACCGCGUUGCUGUGGUCCAGUACAGCCGAGAGCCAGAGGCUCAGUUCUAUCUGAACACCUACACCACAAAGGACGAGGUUCUGCAAAACGUCCGCGGUCUGAGGCACAAAGGAGGCAGACCCCUCAACACCGGGUCCGCCCUCCAGUAUGUCAAGGACCGUGUGUUCACCGAGUCCUCAGGCAGUAGACGCUUGGAGGGUGUCCCUCAGAUACUGAUUUUGCUGAGUGGUGGAAGGUCGUAUGACAGCGUGGAUGCCCCAGCCUCUGCGCUGAGGGAGCAGGGAGUCAAAAUUUAUACCAUUGGCACCAGAAAUUCAGACGCCAGGGAACUGCAGAGGAUCGCAGAUGAGCCUGCCAACGCGGCCUCUGUGUCUGACUUUAGUGAUCUCCCCAGUGUUCAGGAAACCAUUGUCGAUUCCAUAGAAACCGUUGUUGUCCAGGUCACACCUACCACGCCAACCGUCAUAGUUGACCAUGCCGCUCCUAAAAAGGAUGUUGUGAUCCUGCUGGAUGGCUCCGAUUACACUAGGAAUGCAUUCCCAGCUAUGAAGGACUUUGUUCAGAGGGUAGUGGAGAAGCUAAAUGUGAUGGAGGACAGAGAUCGUGUGUCUGUGGUCCAAUACAGCAGAGAGCCAGAGGCCCACUUCUAUCUGAAUACAUACACAGGAAAGGAGGAAACGCUUGAUGCUGUAAGAGCUCUGAGGCACAAAGGAGGCAGGCCGCUAAACACCGGGGCCGCUCUCCAGUACGUGAAAGACAGUGCCUUCACUCCUUCCUCUGGCAGCAGACGGCAAGAGGGCGUCCCUCAAAUUCUAAUUCUGCUGAGCGGAGCUAAGUCUAGCGAUAACGUUGACACACCAGCCAGCUCUCUGAAAGAGAGCGGUGUCUUGGUCUUUGCUAUUGGCACCAGAAAUUCCAGCCGAGACACUGAGAGGAUCUCAUCCUCUCCCGAAUAUACCCAGACUGUCUCUGACUUCUCGCAGCUGCCAAAUGUACAAGAGAAUGUCCUUGCCUCUGUUAACUCUGCUGUCUUGGAGGUAACAAAGAUAUCACCAACAGUUACGGCAGAGGGCCGCGCUGCCAGGAGAGACGUGGUGCUCCUACUUGACGGUUCAGACGGAACUAGGAGUGGAUUCCCCGCCAUGCGCGACUUUGUUCAGAGGGUGGUGGAGAAACUUGGUUUGGAUGAAGGCAGAGACCGCGUUGCUGUGGUCCAGUACAGCCGAGAGCCAGAGGCUCAGUUCUAUCUGAACACCUACACCACAAAGGACGAGGUUCUGCAAAACGUCCGCGGUCUGAGGCACAAAGGAGGCAGACCCCUCAACACCGGGUCCGCCCUCCAGUAUGUCAAGGACCGUGUGUUCACCGAGUCCUCAGGCAGUAGACGCUUGGAGGGUGUCCCUCAGAUACUGAUUUUGCUGAGUGGUGGAAGGUCGUAUGACAGCGUGGAUGCCCCAGCCUCUGCGCUGAGGGAGCAGGGAGUCAAAAUUUAUACCAUUGGCACCAGAAAUUCAGACGCCAGGGAACUGCAGAGGAUCGCAGAUGAGCCUGCCAACGCGGCCUCUGUGUCUGACUUUAGUGAUCUCCCCAGUGUUCAGGAAACCAUUGUCGAUUCCAUAGAAACCGUUGUUGUCCAGGUCACACCUACCACGCCAACCGUCAUAGUUGACCAUGCCGCUCCUAAAAAGGAUGUUGUGAUCCUGCUGGAUGGCUCCGAUUACACUAGGAAUGCAUUCCCAGCUAUGAAGGACUUUGUUCAGAGGGUAGUGGAGAAGCUAAAUGUGAUGGAGGACAGAGAUCGUGUGUCUGUGGUCCAAUACAGCAGAGAGCCAGAGGCCCACUUCUAUCUGAAUACAUACACAGGAAAGGAGGAAACGCUUGAUGCUGUAAGAGCUCUGAGGCACAAAGGAGGCAGGCCGCUAAACACCGGGGCCGCUCUCCAGUACGUGAAAGACAGUGCCUUCACUCCUUCCUCUGGCAGCAGACGGCAAGAGGGCGUCCCUCAAAUUCUAAUUCUGCUGAGCGGAGCUAAGUCUAGCGAUAACGUUGACACACCAGCCAGCUCUCUGAAAGAGAGCGGUGUCUUGGUCUUUGCUAUUGGCACCAGAAAUUCCAGCCGAGACACUGAGAGGAUCUCAUCCUCUCCCGAAUAUACCCAGACUGUCUCUGACUUCUCGCAGCUGCCAAAUGUACAAGAGAAUGUCCUUGCCUCUGUUAACUCUGCUGUCUUGGAGGUAACAAAGAUAUCACCAACAGUUACGGCAGAGGGCCGCGCUGCCAGGAGAGACGUGGUGCUCCUACUUGACGGUUCAGACGGAACUAGGAGUGGAUUCCCCGCCAUGCGCGACUUUGUUCAGAGGGUGGUGGAGAAACUUGGUUUGGAUGAAGGCAGAGACCGCGUUGCUGUGGUCCAGUACAGCCGAGAGCCAGAGGCUCAGUUCUAUCUGAACACCUACACCACAAAGGACGAGGUUCUGCAAAACGUCCGCGGUCUGAGGCACAAAGGAGGCAGACCCCUCAACACCGGGUCCGCCCUCCAGUAUGUCAAGGACCGUGUGUUCACCGAGUCCUCAGGCAGUAGACGCUUGGAGGGUGUCCCUCAGAUACUGAUUUUGCUGAGUGGUGGAAGGUCGUAUGACAGCGUGGAUGCCCCAGCCUCUGCGCUGAGGGAGCAGGGAGUCAAAAUUUAUACCAUUGGCACCAGAAAUUCAGACGCCAGGGAACUGCAGAGGAUCGCAGAUGAGCCUGCCAACGCGGCCUCUGUGUCUGACUUUAGUGAUCUCCCCAGUGUUCAGGAAACCAUUGUCGAUUCCAUAGAAACCGUUGUUGUCCAGGUCACACCUACCACGCCAACCGUCAUAGUUGACCAUGCCGCUCCUAAAAAGGAUGUUGUGAUCCUGCUGGAUGGCUCCGAUUACACUAGGAAUGCAUUCCCAGCUAUGAAGGACUUUGUUCAGAGGGUAGUGGAGAAGCUAAAUGUGAUGGAGGACAGAGAUCGUGUGUCUGUGGUCCAAUACAGCAGAGAGCCAGAGGCCCACUUCUAUCUGAAUACAUACACAGGAAAGGAGGAAACGCUUGAUGCUGUAAGAGCUCUGAGGCACAAAGGAGGCAGGCCGCUAAACACCGGGGCCGCUCUCCAGUACGUGAAAGACAGUGCCUUCACUCCUUCCUCUGGCAGCAGACGGCAAGAGGGCGUCCCUCAAAUUCUAAUUCUGCUGAGCGGAGCUAAGUCUAGCGAUAACGUUGACACACCAGCCAGCUCUCUGAAAGAGAGCGGUGUCUUGGUCUUUGCUAUUGGCACCAGAAAUUCCAGCCGAGACACUGAGAGGAUCUCAUCCUCUCCCGAAUAUACCCAGACUGUCUCUGACUUCUCGCAGCUGCCAAAUGUACAAGAGAAUGUCCUUGCCUCUGUUAACUCUGCUGUCUUGGAGGUAACAAAGAUAUCACCAACAGUUACGGCAGAGGGCCGCGCUGCCAGGAGAGACGUGGUGCUCCUACUUGACGGUUCAGACGGAACUAGGAGUGGAUUCCCCGCCAUGCGCGACUUUGUUCAGAGGGUGGUGGAGAAACUUGGUUUGGAUGAAGGCAGAGACCGCGUUGCUGUGGUCCAGUACAGCCGAGAGCCAGAGGCUCAGUUCUAUCUGAACACCUACACCACAAAGGACGAGGUUCUGCAAAACGUCCGCGGUCUGAGGCACAAAGGAGGCAGACCCCUCAACACCGGGUCCGCCCUCCAGUAUGUCAAGGACCGUGUGUUCACCGAGUCCUCAGGCAGUAGACGCUUGGAGGGUGUCCCUCAGAUACUGAUUUUGCUGAGUGGUGGAAGGUCGUAUGACAGCGUGGAUGCCCCAGCCUCUGCGCUGAGGGAGCAGGGAGUCAAAAUUUAUACCAUUGGCACCAGAAAUUCAGACGCCAGGGAACUGCAGAGGAUCGCAGAUGAGCCUGCCAACGCGGCCUCUGUGUCUGACUUUAGUGAUCUCCCCAGUGUUCAGGAAACCAUUGUCGAUUCCAUAGAAACCGUUGUUGUCCAGGUCACACCUACCACGCCAACCGUCAUAGUUGACCAUGCCGCUCCUAAAAAGGAUGUUGUGAUCCUGCUGGAUGGCUCCGAUUACACUAGGAAUGCAUUCCCAGCUAUGAAGGACUUUGUUCAGAGGGUAGUGGAGAAGCUAAAUGUGAUGGAGGACAGAGAUCGUGUGUCUGUGGUCCAAUACAGCAGAGAGCCAGAGGCCCACUUCUAUCUGAAUACAUACACAGGAAAGGAGGAAACGCUUGAUGCUGUAAGAGCUCUGAGGCACAAAGGAGGCAGGCCGCUAAACACCGGGGCCGCUCUCCAGUACGUGAAAGACAGUGCCUUCACUCCUUCCUCUGGCAGCAGACGGCAAGAGGGCGUCCCUCAAAUUCUAAUUCUGCUGAGCGGAGCUAAGUCUAGCGAUAACGUUGACACACCAGCCAGCUCUCUGAAAGAGAGCGGUGUCUUGGUCUUUGCUAUUGGCACCAGAAAUUCCAGCCGAGACACUGAGAGGAUCUCAUCCUCUCCCGAAUAUACCCAGACUGUCUCUGACUUCUCGCAGCUGCCAAAUGUACAAGAGAAUGUCCUUGCCUCUGUUAACUCUGCUGUCUUGGAGGUAACAAAGAUAUCACCAACAGUUACGGCAGAGGGCCGCGCUGCCAGGAGAGACGUGGUGCUCCUACUUGACGGUUCAGACGGAACUAGGAGUGGAUUCCCCGCCAUGCGCGACUUUGUUCAGAGGGUGGUGGAGAAACUUGGUUUGGAUGAAGGCAGAGACCGCGUUGCUGUGGUCCAGUACAGCCGAGAGCCAGAGGCUCAGUUCUAUCUGAACACCUACACCACAAAGGACGAGGUUCUGCAAAACGUCCGCGGUCUGAGGCACAAAGGAGGCAGACCCCUCAACACCGGGUCCGCCCUCCAGUAUGUCAAAGAACGUGUGUUCACCGAUUCCUCAGGCGGUAGACGCAUGGAGGGUGUACCUCAGGUCCUCAUUUUGCUGACUGGUGAAAGGUCGUAUGACAGCGUGGAUGCCCCAGCCUCUGAGCUAAGGGGGCUUGGGGUCAAGGUUUAUACUAUUGGCACCCGAAAUUCUGAUACCAGAGAAUUGCAGAGGAUUUCAGAUCAGCCUGGCAAUGUGGCCUCUGUGUCUGACUUUAGUGACCUCCCCAGUGUGCAGGAGACUAUUGUCAAUUCCAUAGAAACAGUUGUUGAUGUUACAUCAGCCACACCCACCGUUAUAGUUGAUCAACGGAAUGCCAGAAAGGACAUGGUCUUCCUUUUGGAUGGUUCUGAUGGAACAAGAAGUAUGUUCCCAGCAAUGCUUGACUUUGUUUUAAGAGUAGUGGAGAAAUUAAAUGUGGGUGAGAGCAAUGACCAUGUUGCUGUGGUCCAGUACAGCAGGGACCCAUCGGCUCACUUCUACCUGAACACCCACUCAAGGAAGGAGGACAUUCUUGAGAAUGUUAGAAAUCUGAGACAUAAAGGAGGAAGGCCUCUCAACACUGGAGCAGCCCUCCAAUAUGUGAGGGAGAACGUGUUCACACCCUCUUCUGGCUCUAGACGCUUGGAGGGUGUCCCACAAAUGCUGAUCCUGCUCAGCGGUGGGAGGUCUUUUGACAAUGUUGAUGCUCCAGCCGUGGCUCUAAAGGAGCUGGGUGUACAGAUCCUCCCAAUUGGAAACAGGAACUCUGACAGCAGGGAACUGCAGAGGAUUUCAAAUGACCCUUCUGAAGUCUUAUCAGUAUCUCAAUUUAAUGACCUCCCAAAUGUUCAUGAGCGACUCCUCUCUGUUGUAAGAACUGUGGUAGCAGGGGCCUCUCCAAUCACACCAAGUACCACAGCUACAGUUGAUGAUGCCAGGAAAGACAUAGUGCUCCUACUUGAUGGUUCAGACGGAACUAGGAGUGGAUUCCCGGCCAUUCGGGACUUUGUUCAGAGGGUGGUGGAACAACUUGGUUUGGAUGAAGGCAGAGACCGCGUUGCUGUGGUCCAGUACAGCCGAGAGCCCAAGGCUAAUUUCUAUCUGAACACCUACACCACAAAGGAUGAGGUUCUGCAAAAUGUCCUCGGUCUGAGGCACAAAGGAGGCAGACCCCUAAACAUUGGGUCCGCCCUCCAAUAUGUGAAGGAGCGUGUGUUCACUGAAUCUUCUGGCAGUAGACGCCAGGAGGGUGUUCCACAGAUACUGGUUUUACUGAGUGGUGGAAGAUCGAAUGACGGUGUGGAUGAACCUGCCUCUGCUAUAAGACUGCUUGGUGUGAAAAUUUUCACCAUUGGCACCAAAUACUCCGACAAUAGAGAAUUGCAGAGGAUUUCAGAUGAGCCUGGCAAUGCACUCACUGUUUCAGACUUCAGUGACCUCCCCAGUGUUCUGGAGAAGCUUGUUGAUUCAGACUCCUAUGUUGUCCUUGUUACACCAACUACGCCAACUGUCAUAGUUGACGAUGCUGCUUCUAAGAAGGAUGUUGUGCUCCUACUGGACGGCUCUGAUUACACUCGAAAUUCAUUCCCGUCUAUGAAGGACUUUGUACGGAGAGUAGUGGAGAAGCUAAACUUGAUGGAGAACGGAGAUCGUGUGUCUGUAGUCCAAUACAGCAGAGAGCCAGAGGCCCACUUCUAUCUGAAUACAUACACAGGAAAGGAGGAAACUCUUGAUGCUGUAAGAGCUCUGAGGCACAAAGGAGGCAGACCGCUAAACACCGGGGCCGCUCUCCAGUAUGUUAGGAAUAUUGCCUUCUCAACUUCAUCUGGUGGUAGACAGAUUGAGGGUGUCCCUCAGAUUCUUGUUCUAUUGACUGGUGGAAGGUCUUCAGACAGUGUGGAUCUACCAGCUUCCACUCUUAGGAACACAGGGGUGAAAACCUAUUCCAUUGGAAGCAGAUCCUCAGACAGCAGGGAGUUACAGAAGAUUUCAUACGACCCCAACUUCACUCUGUCAGUGUCUGACUUUAAAGACCUUCCUAGAUAUGAGGACCAGCUUCUUUCUGUUAUUACCACUGUCAGAGAGAUGGCCACACCAUUACCAUUACCAUUACCUACACCAACACAACAGGUACCAUUGCCUACGAGUGGACGAGAUGUUGUGUUUCUCAUUGAUGGUUCUGAUGGUAGUCGGCGUGCCUUUGCUCCCAUUCGAGACUUUGUGCGCCGAGUCACAGAAAACCUCCAAAUUGCUGAAAACCAAGACAGAGUCGCUGUCGUUCAGUUUAGCAAUGACGCUUUGGUCCACUCCUCGCUGAAGUCCUCCUCGACCAUGGGUAGCAUCGUCAAGAAGAUCCGAAACCUGAGUCACAAGGGAGGAAGUCCUCGGAACACCGGUGCUGCUCUCCAGUUUGUGCAGGACAAUGUCUUUACCACCUCGGGUGGAAGCAGAGCACAAGAGGGCGUUCCACAAAUUCUUCUCCUGUUCACGGGAGGACCAUCUGGCGACAGUGCAACUGGCCCUGCUGCCGCAUUGUACCAGAAAGGGGUUGUAGGUUUAGGCAUUGGAACAGACCUCACUAGCAUUAACCUUGUUGCGUCGGAUGCAAGCCAUUCUUUUGCCCUCGGUGACUUUGGGGAGCUCCCAGACAACCUGCAAGAUGUGAUUUCUACAUUAGAUGAUGCACUGGCUCAACUGAAACCUGUUUCAUUUGUUGUUUCAGCUGAAGGAGUUCAGAUCAGAGCGGCUGACAUUGUCUUUUUGGUGGAUGGAUCCAUCAACCUGGGCAAGGAUAACUUCAAGGAGGUCAUGCAGUUCAUCGUCAACCUCAUUGACGCCUUCUACAACGACAAAGACAGCUUGCAGAUUGGUCUGGCCCACUUUAACACUGAUGUGACGGACGUCUUCUACCUGAACACCCAUACCAACAAGGACGACAUCCUGAGUGCAAUUGAAUCGACAGAGUACAAGGGCGGCAAUCGCAUCCACACGGGAGCUGCGAUUCGCCACGUGCAGCAGAACUUCUUUGUGAAGGAGAGAGGCAGCCGGAAGGACAUCGGCGUCCCGCAAAUCUUGAUGGUGGUGACAGGUGGCAAGUCAGCGGACGAUGGGAAGUCGGCGGCCCUGGCAAUAAAGGGCACAGGAGUGCGUGUCUACGCCAUUGGUGUGGGAGACAUCCAGGCUGAGCUUACCAACUUGGCAAGCGAAGUGGGCACAGUGGCUCGGGCCAGCAGAUACGUGGAGCUCUCGGAGCUGAAUGAACAGAUCAUGGCGACCUUGGAUGACGACUUGAAGGGAAUCAAUGCUGCUUCUAAGAAGGAUGUUGUGUUCCUACUGGACGGCUCUGAUUACACUCGAAAUUCAUUCCCGUCUAUGAAGGACUUUGUUCGGAGAGUAGUGGAGAAGCUAAACUGUGUCUCGUGUGGAGAUCGUGUGUCUGUAGUCCAAUACAGCAGAGAGCCAGAGGCCCACUUCUAUCUGAAUACAUACACAGAAAUGGAGGAAAUUCUUAAUGCUGUAAGAGCUCUGAAGCACAAAGGAGGCAGACCGCUAAACACCGGGGCCGCUCUCCAGUAUGUUAGGAAUAUUGCCUUCUCAACUUCAUCUGGUGGUAGACAGAUUGAGGGUGUCCCUCAGAUUCUUGUUCUAUUGACUGGUGGAAGGUCUUCAGACAGUGUGGAUCUACCAGCUUCCACUCUUAGGAACACAGGGGUGAAAACCUAUUCCAUUGGAAGCAGAUCCUCAGACAGCAGGGAGUUACAGAAGAUUUCAUACGACCCCAACUUCACUCUGUCAGUGUCUGACUUUAAAGACCUUCCUAGAUAUGAGGACCAGCUUCUUUCUGUUAUUACCACUGUCAGAGAGAUGGCCACACCAUUACCAUUACCGUUACCUACACCAACACAACAGGUUCAGAUCAGAGCGGCUGACAUUGUCUUUUUGGUGGAUGGAUCCAUCAACCUGGGCAAGGAUAACUUCAAGGAGGUCAUGCAGUUCAUCGUCAACCUCAUUGACGCCUUCUACAACGACAAAGACAGCUUGCAGAUUGGUCUGGCCCACUUUAACACUGAUGUGACGGACGUCUUCUACCUGAACACCCAUACCAACAAGGACGACAUCCUGAGUGCAAUUGAGUCGACAGAGUACAAGGGCGGCAAUCGCAUCCACACGGGAGCUGCGAUUCGCCACGUGCAGCAGAACUUCUUUGUGAAGGAGAGAGGCAGCCGGAAGGACAUCGGCGUCCCGCAAAUCUUGAUGGUGGUGACAGGUGGCAAGUCAGCGGACGAUGGGAAGUCGGCGGCCCUGGCAAUAAAGGGCACAGGAGUGCGUGUCUACGCCAUUGGUGUGGGAGACAUCCAGGCUGAGCUUACCAACUUGGCGAGCAAAGUGGGCACAGUGGCUCGGGCCAGCAGAUACGUGGAGCUCUCGGAGCUGAAUGAACAGAUCAUGGCGACCUUGGAUGACGACUUGAAGGGAAUCAAUGCUGCUUCUAAGAAGGAUGUUGUGUUCCUACUGGACGGCUCUGAUUACACUCGAAAUUCAUUCCCGUCUAUGAAGGACUUUGUUCGGAGAGUAGUGGAGAAGCUAAACUGUGUCUCGUGUGGAGAUCGUGUGUCUGUAGUCCAAUACAGCAGAGAGCCAGAGGCCCACUUCUAUCUGAAUUCAUACACAGAAAAGGAGGAAACUCUUGAUGCUGUAAGAGCUCUGAGGCACAAAGGAGGCAGACCGCUAAACACCGGGGCCGCUCUCCAGUAUGUUAGGAAUAUUGCCUUCUCAACUUCAUCUGGUGGUAGACAGAUUGAGGGUGUCCCUCAGAUUCUUGUUCUAUUGACUGGUGGAAGGUCUUCAGACAGUGUGGAUCUACCAGCUUCCACUCUUAGGAACACAGGGGUGAAAACCUAUUCCAUUGGAAGCAGAUCCUCAGACAGCAGGGAGUUACAGAAGAUUUCAUACGACCCCAACUUCACUCUGUCAGUGUCUGACUUUAAAGACCUUCCUAGAUAUGAGGACCAGCUUCUUUCUGUUAUUACCACUGUCAGAGAGAUGGCCACACCAUUACCAUUACCGUUACCUACACCAACACAACAGGUACCAUUGCCUACGAGUGGACGAGAUGUUGUGUUUCUCAUUGAUGGUUCUGAUGGUAGUCGGCGUGCCUUUGCUCCCAUUCGAGACUUUGUGCGCCGAGUCACAGAAAACCUCCAAAUUGCUGAAAACCAAGACAGAGUCGCUGUCGUUCAGUUUAGCAAUGACGCUUUGGUCCACUCCUCGCUGAAGUCCUCCUCGACCAUGGGUAGCAUCGUCAAGAAGAUCCGAAACCUGAGUCACAAGGGAGGAAGUCCUCGGAACACCGGUGCUGCUCUCCAGUUUGUGCAGGACAAUGUCUUUACCACCUCGGGUGGAAGCAGAGCACAAGAGGGCGUUCCACAAAUUCUUCUCCUGUUCACGGGAGGACCAUCUGGCGACAGUGCAACUGGCCCUGCUGCCGCAUUGUACCAGAAAGGGGUUGUAGGUUUAGGCAUUGGAACAGACCUCACUAGCAUUAACCUUGUUGCGUCGGAUGCAAGCCAUUCUUUUGCCCUCGGUGACUUUGGGGAGCUCCCAGACAACCUGCAAGAUGUGAUUUCUACAUUAGAUGAGUUCUCAAUUGAAAGACACACUGCCCAAGGUCCCAAGAGGGAUAUCGUAUUCCUAAUCGACGGCUCAGACGGAGUUGGCCGAGAGUUCCCGAUCAUCCUGGAGUUCGUGCAGAAGGUGGUGGCUAGACUCAGCGUGGGUGAGAACGAGGCCAGAGUGGGCGUGGUGCAGUUUGGCGACAACCCCUCUGCCGACAUCUACCUGAACUCACACACCACCAAAGAUGGACUGCUGAAUGCCAUCCGGGGCCUGAGGCAGCGCGGAGGCAGACAGCGUAACCUGGGCAGAGCGGUGGAGUUUGUCGGCCGCGACGUUCUGGUGAGACAGCGUGGAGGCCGUCGGGAAGAGGGCGUCCCGCAGUUUGUGAUCGUGGUGUCGGGAGGCAGGUCCAGUGAUGACAUCCAGACAUCAGCCACGGGCCUCAAGAGAUCCGGAGUGUACACGAUCGGCAUCGGAACCAGAGAUGUAAACCGCGGGGAGCUGGAGGUCAUUUCCUAUGUUCCUGAAUACGCACACGCGGUGGACGAUUUCCCAGGCCUCUACAUUGUUGAAGACAAUCUGUUCAACACUGUUACCAAGGUCUCUGAGGAGGAAUUGAGACGUCUGCAGCCUAUUUAUCCUGAUAUUCAAGGUCCUGUGAUACCAUCACUCCCUGGAGAUAAGAGAGAUGUUGUUUUCCUGGUUGAUGGGUCAAAUGCUGUUCCUAACAUUCGGGACAUGAUUUUGAGAGUUGUCGAUAAGCUCGAUGUAGGACUGGACAACGUUCGUGUCUCUGUGGUGCAAUACUCUGACGACACCAAGCUGGAGUUCCUUCUCAAUGAGCAUUCCACCAAAGAUGAGGUCAAGGCUGCUGUACAGAGGAUGCGGAACAAGGGAGGCAAUCAGCUCAACACAGGAUUCGCCCUCGACUGGGUCACAAAGAACAUCUACCGAAGAUCAGCCGGCAGUCGUAUUGAAGAAGGCGUUCCACAGUUCCUGAUUUUGGUCACAGGCGGCAAAUCCUCAGACGAUGUGUAUGGUCCUGCCACCCAGCUCAAGAGGAACAUGGUUGCACCGUUGGCUGUUGGAGGCAAGAAUGCUGAUGCAGAUGAGUUGAGAGCCAUCUCAUUGAAGCCAGAGCUCACAUACACUGUGCGUGACUUCAGGCAAUUGCCAACUGUGGAGCAGCAGAUGCUGACCUCUGUGACGACCAUGACAACUAAGGACAUCACAGAUAUCACCAGUGUCAUCCCCCCACCAGUUGUUACCACGGAGGUGUUCGAUCUUGGAAGAAAAGAUAUCAUCUUCCUUGUUGACGGAUCGGAUAGCAUUGGUCCAGACGGCCUUGCCCAUGUACGUGACUUCAUCGUGAAAGUAGCCCAGCAGCUAGAGCUGCAUCCCGACAGAGUGCGCAUUGGUUUAGUGCAGUACUCAGACAGGACCAAGACGGAGUUCUCUCUCAAUACUCACCCUAGCAAGGACUCGGUCAUCUCAUCCGUCAGGAGGCUCCGCAAAAUCGGUGGCCGUGCCGGCGAUUUGGCUUCAGCCAUUGACUACGUCAUGAGGAACGAAUUAACUACCAGUGCUGGCGUUCGUCCUGCCGUGGCCUCUCAGCACCUCGUUGUGCUGACGGGUGGAAGAUCAGUCUCGGAUGUUUCCAGCAAAGGUGCCAUCCUGAAGGGAGCAGGUGUGAACUGCAUCGGUGUUGGUGCUGGUGCAGCCGAUACGAGACAACUCACCCAGAUCGCCACUACAGCUGAUGACGUGCUCAAGGUGCAGGCCUUCCCCAACCUUCCCUCCAUUGAGCCACAGCUCUUUGCCAGGCUUCGAGGGGGCAUCAGUUUAGAGCCACCAACACCUGAUGAAGAGCCAACUGAAGGAGUUCAGAUCAGAGCGGCUGACAUUGUCUUUUUGGUGGAUGGAUCCAUCAACCUGGGCAAGGAUAACUUCAAGGAGGUCAUGCAGUUCAUCGUCAACCUCAUUGACGCCUUCUACAACGACAAAGACAGCUUGCAGAUUGGUCUGGCCCACUUUAACACUGAUGUGACGGACGUCUUCUACCUGAACACCCAUACCAACAAGGACGACAUCCUGAGUGCAAUUGAAUCGACAGAGUACAAGGGCGGCAAUCGCAUCCACACGGGAGCUGCGAUUCGCCACGUGCAGCAGAACUUCUUUGUGAAGGAGAGAGGCAGCCGGAAGGACAUCGGCGUCCCGCAAAUCUUGAUGGUGGUGACGGGCGGCAAGUCAGCGGACGAUGGGAAGUCGGCGGCCCUGGCAAUAAAGGGCACAGGAGUGCGUGUCUACGCCAUUGGUGUGGGAGACAUCCAGGCUGAGCUUACCAACUUGGCGAGCGAAGCGGCCACAGUGGCUCGGGCCAGCAAAUACGUGGAGCUCUCGGAGCUGAAUGAACAGAUCCUGGUGACCUUGGAUGACGACUUGAAGGGAAUCAAACUGUGCACUGGAGUGCAAGAUGCCACCAGAUCGUGCAGCCUAGAUGUCCUAUUGGGAUUCGACGUGGCCUCCCAGAACAUAUUUACUGCCCAAAGGAACCUGGAAUCAAAGAUGUCGGCCAUCCUCCAGCGCAUCCUGAAACUCCAAGCCAUCAGCUGCACGUCUGGCCAGGCUCCAACCAUCCGGGUGGGAAUGAUGGGCAUGGAUUCGGCCAACGAACCUCAGUAUCUGGAAUUCACAGACAACUACAAUGAACUCCUGGAGGGCUUCCGAAACCUGCGCAGCCGUGGACCAUUUGUCCUGAAUGGGAAGGCCAUAGAUGCUUACACCACUAAAAUGCAAACGCAGCCUGCUGAUUCUGUGAAGGUUGUGAUCCACCUGACAGAUGGCCUGGAUGGACAGUAUGCACAAAUGAAGGCACGAGUUGAGAACAUGAGACUGUCUGGUGUCAACAGCUUCAUCCUGGUGGGCCUGGAGAGGGUGCAGCAGUUUGAGGAGGCAGGUCUGCUGGAGUAUGGCCGCGGGUUCAGGUACACCCGCCCACUCCGCGUCAACCUGAUGGACCUGGACUACGAGAUCGUAGAGGAGUUGGACAACAUCGCUGAGAGGGAGUGCUGUGCCGUGCCCUGCAAAUGUACUGGCCAGCGAGGAGAUCGCGGUGCCGUUGGACAAGGAGGACUCAAGGGCGAACCAGGAGCACAGGGAUACAGGGGACACCCAGGAGAUGAGGGCGGCCCGGGAGAGAGGGGUCCACCUGGUGUCAACGGAACUCAAGGUUUCCAAGGCUGUCCCGGACCAAGAGGUGUUAAGGGAUCUCGUGGAUACUCGGGAGAAAAGGGAGAGAUGGGAGACAUUGGCUUGGAUGGGAUCAACGGCGAGGAGGGCAAGAGCGGGGUGGCAGGGCCGCCAGGGGAACGUGGUAACCCAGGAAGAAGGGGUGCUAAGGGUGGAAAGGGACAGGCUGGUGACCAAGGACAGACUGGCAUCGCAGGGGACCCCGGCACGUCUGGUAAGGACAACGCUGCGCGAGGACCGAAGGGAGACGCAGGCGAUGCUGGACCUCCUGGAGAUGCGGGAGAGGAUGGCAAACCAGGAACUGCGGGAGAAGCAGGAAGAAGGGGUCCCAAUGGAAGAAGAGGAGCACCAGGAACCCCUGGUCGCCCUGGGCCGCCUGGAGAAGACGGACUGAGGGGCGAGCCUGGAAUCGCUGGAUCAAGAGGGACGAUUGCACCUAUUGGACCACCAGGACUACCAGGAGAGGCAGGAAACCCUGGACCAAGGGGUCCUGGAGGAGCCAGCGGACCUCCGGGAGACAAAGGUCGUAGAGGAGCUGUGGGACGCAAGGGUGAGCCUGGAGAGCCAGGACCGAAGGGAGAGGGUGGACCCAUGGGACCACGCGGAGAACCUGGCGAGGAUGGACGUGAUGGCUUUGGCACGCCCGGACCUAAAGGCAAAAAGGGCGACUCUGGUUUCCCUGGAUUCCCCGGACCCAAGGGAGAUGCAGGUCCUGCUGGAACGGCUGGUGGACCAGGACCCAGAGGAAACCGAGGCCAGCGCGGUGUCUCAGGUCUUCCUGGUGAGGAGGGCCAGAAGGGAGACGUCGGCUUCCCCGGACCUUACGGCCAGAAGGGACCCAGAGGACAGAGCGUUGUGCAAUGUGACCUGGUCAGGAAGAUCCGCGACAACUGCCCUUGCUGCUAUGGCUCCCUGGAGUGCCCGCUGUACCCCACCGAGCUGGCGUUUGCCCUGGACAACUCGGGCGGCGUGGACAAGUCUGUCUUCAGGGCCAUGGCCGACACCGCCAGCAGCCUCAUCGGCAAUCUCACCAUCGCCCAGGGCAACUGUCCCCGUGGCGCCCGCGUGGCCCUGACGCUCUACAACGAGGAGGUGACGACGGAGGUGCGCUUCGCCGACGGCCAGAAGAAGAAGGAGUUACUGGACACGUUGGCGGGCUUGCAGUUGCAGUCCACGAGCAAGCAGCGCAGCCUGGAGACCGCCAUGAACUUCCUGGCCCAGAACACCUUCAAGCGCGUGCGCAGCGGAUUCCUUGUCCGCAAGGUGGCGGUGUUCUUCGUGGGUGACAAGGUGAAGCCUACCAAGGCCUUCAGUGACGCUGCCCUGCGCCUCUACGAUGCCGGCAUUGCCUCCGUCUUCCUGCUGAAUAAGGAUGACCGUCCCCUCGCCAGAGCACUGCAGUCCAACAACACAGUCCUGGGCCAAGUGAUCGUCCUCCCCUCCCCCGGAUCACGGGAAUACGCCUCAGUCAUCAGCAAGAUCAUGAGCUGCCACCUCUGCUAUGAUUUCUGCGCCCCCGACGCCGUGUGCGACUACACGCCGCCGCGCAGCUCUCGCGACAAGCGGCACUUCACGUCCGACCUGGACAUCGACAUGGCCUUCGUGAUGGACAGCUCCGACAGCACCUGGCCCGCCGUCUUCUCCGAGAUGAAGCACUACGUGGCCCACAUGGUGGAGCAGCUGGUGAUCUCGCCGCAGCCCGCCACCGCCGACCACCACGCGCGCGUCGCCGUGGUCCAGCAGAGCCCUUACGAGUUCCUCCGCAACCAGUCCGGCAUGCCAAUCAGCGUGGCGUUCGGCCUGACCGAGCACACCUCGGCCGCGGGUGUGAGGGCUUUCCUGCUGGGCAAGACGCCGCAGCUGGAGGGAGGCCGGGACCUGGCGUCGGCACUGGAGGGCACGGUGGAGCACGUGUUUGAGGCCGCGCCACAUGCACGCCGGCUCAGGUGCAUGGUGCUGAUGGUGACGGGCUCUGUAGCCGAGCAGGAGGAGAGGCUGGUGAGGGCCGCCACCGAGGCCAAGUGCAAGGGUUACUUCCUGGUGGUGUUGGGCGUCGGGGACGGCCUGACUUCUGAGGACGCCCGCGUUCUGACCCGCGUGGCUAGCGAGCCAGCUGACGUCUUCUUCAAGAGGGUGGACAAGUACGCCGGUUUCUAUGAGGACUACAUCCAGAACUUUGGACGCCUGCUGCCCAAAUAUCUAGGCCUUGAUAACGCCUUCUACAUGUCUCCUGAACUUGCCCAAACCUGCAAGUGGGCGCAGAAUGACCAACCCCACAAAGUGCCCGGAAAAGUACACGAAAACACACACGAGAAGCACCAUGUUCAGCAUGAGCAGGCAGGCCAUGAGAAACACCGUAAAGACCCUCACAUAGGGGAAUUGCACGUGUCCGACGUGACCCCUCACGGCCUGAGCCUGCACUGGGCCGACGCCGGGCACCCCCGCGUCACGCACUUCGAGGCCAUCGUGGUGCGGCUGCAGGACCACGCACCGGUGUUGCGCAAGAACGUCACCCAGCCCCGCGUGCACCUGGAGGGGCUGCAGCCCGCACACACCUACCACGUGGCCGUCUCGGCACGCACCGCCAAGGGCGAGGUGGUGGCCGUACACAAGGGCAUCUUCACCACAAAAGGGGUAGAAGAUAUGCAGAAGCCCAAGAUUACAGCAGGGGUGCAUGUCUCUACGGGCCCUCUGAGUAAACCAGAAGUCGCUCCUGAGGAGGACACCAAGUCAUCAGAAGAGUCUAAGGCUGCUCCAGCUCCUGUGGACGUGUGUCAGCUGCCCAAGGAGGAGGGCACGUGUGUGAAGUUCGUUCUGAAGUGGUACUACGACAGCCUCACCAAGGGCUGCAGCCGCUUCUGGUACGGCGGCUGCGCCGGCAACGGCAACCGCUUCGAGACCAAGGAGGAGUGCGAGACGACGUGUGGGAAAGCAGCACCAUCGGGUCCAGGGGUGAUUGCGGCGGUGAGAACUUAAAAGGGGGUUGAAAACACUCAGCUCCGAAAAAAACCUCAACCGACCGACAGCAGGAGAAGAAGGACGUGACACCAAGACGCUGUGCCAAAGUGAAGGUGCCUGCACUGGAUUCUGCCAAAGGAUACAAUCCAAAGAAAUCUUGAAGCAAUGUUUUUUUUUUUUUUUUUUUUUUUAAAGAAGUUUUAUCAUGAUGUUUUUUAAAGUUGUUAUUGUUUUUGGUGCCAUUUUUUUUGUAUUGUUUCAGGAUGAGAACAACAAAUCUUAAAACACAGUGAUUGUUUUGUUUGUGGGUUUUUUUUAAAUAAGGGAAAUUAAAUGAAAUGAAACAAGAUAUUUACCUUAUAUGAAUGUCUUGGUUUAAGAGUAACGAAAAGAAAAUUGCACAGUUCGAUAGAUGUCAGAGGACUUUAGUCACUAAAUGCUAAGCUAUCUUACUCGUAGUCAGUCUGUUGCGAGUGAGACAGAUCAAACACUAGUAAAUUCCCCUCCAGGAAAAAAACAUUUUUACUGCCACCAAAAUAGUCACUCACACCACCGCAACUGUUCUUUCUACUCUUUUGUUGUUGUUUUUGUAUAUCAUAGCUACAAUAUCACUUCUUGUUGACAAGGAAUUGUUUUUGUGUAACCAAGAAAUGAAAUGCACCUCUUGAGCCAGUGGCUCAGCGUAAAAGUCAGGUCUAAAAGUUACAAAUGUUACGAAAUGCCCCUCCGUCAUGUUUUUGGUGCUAGUUUCCAUUUCACUGUGCAUUUGGGGGACAAAGGGGGAAAUAAAGAAAUAAAUUAGACUUUAUACAAAACCAAAAA